This is a messenger RNA of Anolis sagrei ordinatus, 2376 nucleotides long. RefSeq names its product mitochondrial translational initiation factor 2 (gene MTIF2). Gene Ontology annotation, cellular component: cytoplasm. Gene Ontology annotation, molecular function: GTPase activity; GTP binding; translation initiation factor activity. Gene Ontology annotation, biological process: translational initiation. The record is from RefSeq and is a predicted model, not a curated record. NCBI's taxonomy places the organism in Eukaryota, Metazoa, Chordata, Lepidosauria, Squamata, Anolidae.
AAGCCAUGAGUGGCAGGGCGAUGUUGACACUGGAGAACUUGGCCCAGCUGCACCGCGCUUGCCGGCAGCUGCACUGCCUGGCCUCUGGGAAAGUACACCGAAGACAGUGGAGGCCUGUCCUGCCGCCCGCCCGCCCCUUGUGCCCGGUUCAGCUGCACCCUCCGCUCUGGCAGCCGGACACAGCGCCACAAUUCAGGCUUUUCACCACCAAGGAGAGGAAGAAAUCUGACAAAGCCAAACUGCGACCGACGCAACCGAAACCACAAAAGCAAGAAGUUGAGAUCAAACCCCGGAUGACAGUGGAAGACCUGGCGAGAGCAAUGCAGAAAGACAUAGAUCAUGUAUACGAAGCGCUGCUAAACACAAGCGUCGAUUUGGACUCAUUGGAACCAGAUUCCAUCUUAGAUGAAGCGUGGAUCAAAGACAUUGUGAAAAAAUCUGGCAUGAAGUACAAAUGGGCCAAGUUGAAAGAAGAAAAAGUCAAAGAAAACAAAGAUGCUGUAAAGAGGCCUCCAGCAGAUCCAGACUUAUUAACCUCAAGGCCUCCGGUUGUUACCAUUCUCGGCCACGUUGACCACGGGAAAACCACGUUACUCGACAGCCUGCGCAAAACUCAGGUGGCAGCAUCAGAGGCAGGAGGCAUCACCCAGCACAUCGGGGCCUUUCUGGUGCAUUUGCCUUCUGGGGAGAAGAUAACAUUCCUGGACACCCCUGGCCAUGCCGCCUUCUCGGCCAUGAGGGCAAGAGGGACGCACGUCACUGACAUUGUCAUCUUGGUGAUUGCGGCAGAAGACGGCGUGAUGCGGCAGACGGUGGAAUCUAUUCAACAUGCUAAAAAUGCUAAAGUUCCAGUGAUUGUUGCCAUCAACAAAUGCGACAAGCCUGCGGCUGACCCAGACAGAGUGAAGAAAGAACUGCUGGCUCAUGAUGUGGUUUGUGAAGAAUAUGGAGGAGAUGUUCAAACUGUCCAUAUUUCUGCAUUAAAGGGGGACAAUUUGAUGGCUUUAGCCGAGGCAACCGUGGCUCUUGCGGAGGUGCUGGAACUGAAGGCAGACUGCACAGGCCUGGUGGAAGGAACCAUAGUGGAGUCUCGCACAGAUAAAGGGAAAGGCCCAGUGACCACUGCCAUCAUCCAAAGAGGUACUCUGAGAAAAGGCUGUAUUCUGGUUGCAGGAAAAAGCUGGGCCAAAGUGCGCCUGAUGUUCGACGAGAAUGGCAACCCCAUGGAAACGGCCUCCCCGAGCAUGCCGGUGGAGAUCGUAGGGUGGAAGGAGGUGCCUUCAGCCGGAGAGGAAAUCCUCGAAGUCGAGUCUGAGCAAAGGGCUCGUGAAGUCAUUGAGUGGCGGAUAUAUGCUGAGCAGCAAGAGAAGGUCAAGAAGGAUCUUGAGGUCAUCGAAGCAAAAGAAAAGGAACACCAGGAGGCCUACAAGAAGGAGAGGGAAGGCCUGGUCAACCUGACCUGGAAACAGAGGAGGGCGGCUUUGUUCAAAGCCAAAAGGCAUCUCAUGGCCCAUCGACCAAAAGAAAAGGUGGAGAGUGACAAAAACAUACUCCCAGUCAUCAUCAAAGGUGAUGUAGAUGGAUCUGUGGAAGCCAUUCUGAACAUCCUGGACACUUAUGACGCGGACGAGGAGUGUGAAUUAGAUGUCAUCCAGUUUGGGGUUGGAGACAUUGGUGAAAGUGACAUACACCUCGCAGAGACAUUUAAAGGCAUUAUAUAUGGGUUCAAUGUGAACGCCAAUAAAACUGUUCAGAAGCUGGCUGCUAAGAAAGGAAUACAGAUAAAAAUGCACAACAUCAUCUACCGACUCAUUGAAGACUUGCAGGAGGAACUCAGCCGCACUUUGCCCCAUUCCGUGGAAGAGCAUGUAAUAGGAGAAGCCGUUGUGCUCGCCACCUUUGAUGUCACAGUAGGAAAAAAUAAAAUCCCAGUAGCUGGCUGCAGAGUACAGAAGGGGCUAUUAGACAGAAAAAUGAAGUUUAAAUUAAUUCGGAACGGUGAAAUGAUUUGGACAGGGCCCUUGUCGUCACUGAAACACCACAAGGACGACAUCUCUGUGGUCAAGACUGGCAUGGAUUGUGGACUGAAUUUUGAAAAGAACAUCCAGUUUGAGGUUGGAGAUGAAAUCGUUUGUUUCGAGGAGAAGGAAGUUGAGCAGAAGAUUUCUUGGGACCCAGGAUUUUAAAUCAUAAGCGAAGUUUCGGAAUGAUGGACCGAGCCACGUGGAUUAUGGUCAACAUGCCAGACUGCACUAAAGUAUAUUGCAUUUUUUGCAAACUCUAUGGUAAACAAUGCCAUAGAACAGGCAUGGGCAAACUUGGGCCCUCCAGGUGUUUUGGACUUCAACUCCCACCAUUCCUAACAGCCUCAAGCCC